UUAACUCCGUGAUCUGAGAUGUCUUUGGUUUUGCGUGACUUUGAGGCGUACAUAAAAGGUUAUUGAACUCCGUUCUCAGCUUGUUGCAUACCGACCCUCGCCAAUAAAAUUGAGCCUGUAUAGUGACUAAAUAUAGGCUUGGCCAUCUCUACCAAUCUUGGCUAACAUAAAACGCCGAUCCUUCCUGCCCGGAUACCUAAUGCGAUGCUUCCAGGAGCUCCGGACUCAACUUCUGGAUUUCUUCUCUUCACCGAUUUUUAUGGUAAUUUCCGAGACGCAGGUUCAAAAUGGCGUUUAAAAGUGCUAUCUUCGUAAUAGCGCUGGCCGCUCUGGUGCCAUUUCUGUAUGACAGCUACAUGAGAUUGUCGACCAUCUCCAACAAUGCGCCUGGAAAGCUCACGCAUAUCAAUAAUCUCAAAUCCGAGAUCAAGUUUAAAGACACGGUUCGUAGCUGCGAAGAUGCGCUGCUUAUCGAAUCUAGGGGUCUGGCAAUUUUCUCGUGCGACCCUGGACGAGAGUCGUAUAACACGGUGAUGGGCAUCUUCCUCCCAGGACCCGUGCCCAGCGCCGAUAUAUUCGCCUACGACUACACCGACGCCAACGCGCCGGAGUCAGCGUCGCUGAAGCGUUUCGAGAUCCAGGGCUACGAGCCCGGCGCGGACUUCCACACGUUGGGCAUCGCCUUCGACGAGGAGACGUCCACGCUAUUCGUCGCCAACCACCGCAAGGAUGGGCCGAGUGUGGAGCUGUUCACCCUGGACCUGGCAGCCUUUACCGCUAAGCACUUCCGAACCAUCCGGCACCCACUUCUCCACGGCCCUAACGCUAUCGCGCUAAUCAGCGGCCGCGAAUUGCUCGUCACGAACGACCACUACUUCCUCGCCGAGGAGUAUCCCACCUUGGCUGUGCUGGAGACGUAUCUCGGACUUCCGCUUGGCACCGUCGUUCACGUCGACAUAUCCGCUCUCCUGGAAGAUCCCGCGGGCGACGUCAAGGCCACCGUCGUCGCCCACGUGCCCUUCGCAAACGGCAUCGAGUUUCUGAACGCGACUACUCUCGCCGUAGCUUCGACUACCAAGCCAGCAGUGUAUUUCUACGAAUUCAAAAAGGCGGAGACGGCAUCUGCUCCGACGCUUACCUUCAAGUCGUUAGUCAGGAUACCCUAUUUCAUCGACAACGUGCAGGUCUCUCAGGACGGAGCCCUAUACGUGGCUGGCCACCCCCACCCUCCUUCGCUAGAUAAAUAUGCUUCUACUCGGCACAAGUGCAAUUCGCCCGACCUCGCUUCCGCCGACGAGGCGGUGCGGGAGGAAUGUAAGACCACGCGAGCUUUCUCCUGGGUUUCUAGGUGGACUGAGGAGAAGGGUCUCGAGGACCUCUACAUCGGCGCUGAUUACCCGAGUAGCUGUACGGCAGCCUUCGAUUCUAAGAGGGGGGUCGGUGUCGUGGCUGGUCUCUAUGCUAAGGGGGUUAUGGUCUGGAGGGAGUAAGGAAUAUAGUGCUUCUUAGCUAGGUGUUGGCUUGUGGACCCGAUAAGGCUGAGGUAGUGAUAAGGCUGGGGCAGUUUGCCUACUUACGCAGAUAUGUACUCAUUUGAAGCGAUAUAGAACCCGGGAAAUUUGGGCGGAAAAUCUAUAGAAAGGUGGCUUAUUUAGGAGAUAUUCUGGUUCACUUAAACUUGGCAUUUGGGGAAUAGAGGGGGGAUUUAUUGGUGAUGUGUCUGGGUCGAGCAACCUCAAGGGCUGCUGUCUCCGCAGAUCAGUGUGUAUUUAGCAAUUAGCGACGAUCAUGUGGACCGCCAUUCCUAUCCCCAGAAUCGAAAAUCCAUCCCAAACUAGCGCGUCCGGCAC
Annulohypoxylon truncatum is the source of this 1850-nucleotide messenger RNA. RefSeq lists its product as uncharacterized. The coding region runs from base 288 to 1490 and encodes 400 amino acids. The transcript has 4 exons. Lineage: Eukaryota; Fungi; Ascomycota; Sordariomycetes; Xylariales; Hypoxylaceae. The record is from RefSeq and is a predicted model, not a curated record.